CAACGUCGCUUCAAGUUGUGGCACAGGUGCACAGACCAUCCUUGCGCGAAAUCCUCACGCGACAGCUCUCGAAUUCCCCGUCUCAAUGCGUGUUGUCGCGCCUUCCACCUGCUGGCCCUAAACUUCACCCAGACCCUACUCCACCAUUUGCAAUCCUCCAGAGACAUCAAGUCGGCACAGCGCAGACUUGACAAUGCUGCUUAGGCGUCAUCCCAGACCUUGGCUAGAACACAGGCAGGGUGCGAGCAUCACAUAAUUUGGCCGCAUUUGGUGCCACUUUCUCCCAACGAACUCGGGAUCUCUCCACGACCCUCAAAAUGGACUUACCUGGAGGUUUCGUGGAUCUCGCGACCGCGUAUCGGUCUGCUGAUGAGACCUUCGUGAGCAUCAUCGGCACCGUCGUCGACUUGAUGGAGCCUACGAAGACGAGAGGCUCGAGCUACAUGUUCAGCUUCAAGCUCUUGGACGAAAGGCUUUCUAGGGCUAUCGAGGGCUCGCAUGGAUUGACUUGUCGUUUCUUCAUUAACGAUUUGGAGGGUAUGCCCAAGGUCCGAAGAGUGGGCGAUAUGGUCCUUCUUCGAAACGUCAAAGUGAUCACGCGCGAUAUGAAGAUGGUGAUUUCGAACCACCAGACAGAGGCUACGGUGUUCCCCGCCGAGAGCAUUCCAAGCAAAGUCUUCAGUAUCACAUACAAGACUGACAAAGGUCUUAUACCACGACUUGGGAUACCGAAGCAUGUUGAAAAAUUCAAUCUUGCUGAGCAGGAAUAUGUCAUCCAUGUCAACGAGGCCAUGAGAAGCUUCGUGGAGUUGGCUUCCGCAAGAAGCGCCAACGACAGUCGCCCGCUUGAAGAGCGUGAGGAUGGGCCAGCUGCAAAGCGACAGAAGAUUGACACUGUUCCGAGAAAUCCAAAGCUCAAAGCAAUCAAAGAUCUCAGAGGCCACGAAAAGGCCUGGGCGGAUAUCUAUGCGAUCGUUAUCAAGACAUUCGGGACCGCAAAUGGCUGCGACUUGUACGUUACGGACUACACCGAAAAUCAAGCAGUCCGCCGCUACACAUACCCAGAGGAGGAAGUUGAUUCGAUCAGAGACGGAGAUGUCUACGGAUAUAAUGGACCAAAGAAGAAAGCGUGGAGAGGGCCUUGGGGCCAUUUCGUGUACAAGGUCAACUUGAAGGCACCACACGCACGAUUCGCCGACGCAAAUCUCAACGAGGGCGAUGUCGUGCUGUUGAAAAAUGUCAAGAUGAGGAUCACGCCGGAAAACGCGUUCUUGGAAGGCGACAUGUGGCCAGAUGAUAAACAUCCCGAGAAAAUACAGAUCCAGAAGGUCAAGAACUUGGCCAUACAGGAAGUGCAAGAAAUGAUGGCCCGAAAGGACAAGUACUGGAACAAACGAAACGCCAGAAUAGCUCAGCAGGAAGCCAGCAAGGUGAAUCUGUCGAAGAAAGAGAAGAAACGGCAGAAGAAACAGGAAAAGCGAGCAGCGAAGAUGGCGGCGAAUGGGUCGACAGCAUUUGAUGCUGAGCAUGCAAGCCUUGCGACCAGACCGCGAGUCAAUCCUGCCAGGACCAAUCCAUCUGUGCAAUGUGCUCACGAAGAAGUCAAUCUGACAAGGGUGAAAGACAUCCUGGACGCUACCAAUGCAAGGCAUACCAACGAAGCACCAGAUGGAAGCACAUACACGCUUCCAUUCAUCAAUGCAAGAUACCGAGCGCGCGUUCGCGUGGUCGACUAUGAACCCAAAAUCUUGGAAGAUUUUGCUGUCUCGUCCGAGCCUAUCGACGAGAGUAGUCCGCACAAAGCUGACUGGGCGAUCCAAUCACCCACAUAUGAGUGGCUCUUCUCCUUAUUGCUCGAGGACGCCAUACUUCCCAGUGGUGUCUCUGAUGAGCCUGAAGUCCAUCGGAUCUGGGUGCAAGUGCACCAUGACAGCGCGCAGUGGCUGUUUGGCAGCACUUUCGACGACCCUGAUGACCUCAGACAUAACCCAAAGCUACUUGCAAAGGUUCGCGAGAAGAUGUUCAUUCUUUGGGGAAAUCUGGAGGAGAUAGAUGGAACGGGUCCGGCGAGCAACACUCCUUUCGAGUGUUGCAUACAGGAAUACGGCGUCGAGCUAGACGACUGCGAUAAGACAUACGUUGCAUCUAAGGAUUGGAAGAGGAUGCAUUCGCUGUUUGGAGUGACCAUUCGGUGA
Molecule: messenger RNA, 2195 nt
Organism: Pseudocercospora fijiensis CIRAD86
Lineage: Eukaryota; Fungi; Ascomycota; Dothideomycetes; Mycosphaerellales; Mycosphaerellaceae
Exons: 1
Coding region: 318-2195 (625 amino acids)
Biological process (GO): telomere capping; regulation of telomere maintenance via telomerase
Cellular component (GO): chromosome, telomeric region; nuclear telomere cap complex
Molecular function (GO): G-rich strand telomeric DNA binding; telomerase inhibitor activity
Source: RefSeq, a predicted model, not a curated record